This is a messenger RNA of Closterium sp. Naga37s-1, 825 nucleotides long. Lineage: Eukaryota; Viridiplantae; Streptophyta; Zygnematophyceae; Desmidiales; Closteriaceae. The record is from the annotation of a GenBank genome assembly.
AUGGCUGGUCUCCACGCUGCAUCUGGGACACAUCCCAGUCCCCCGCUGUCCGCCAGAUGUCUUCGUCGUCUGCCAGGUCGGCCGAGUCAGCUGCUUCCUCAUUCGCUGGAGCAGGUUCCGGUUCAGGUUCUGGCCUAUCGUGCCUCUCCCGCCAAGGCCCUGCCCGGACUGCAAGAUCGGCCCCGCCUACGAUCGUCUGUCCCCCGCGGGCUCCGCGUCCUCCACGCCCGCCGCGUCCUGCGCCCCCCCGCUCUCCUCUCCCUCUGCCCGUCGGUGGUCUCGUACAACCCACAGUUCCUCCGCGCCCGGCCGGCAUCCACGGCGUUCGGCCACCUCGCGGUGGUCCCCAAGUCACCGCGCCUAGAUGUGGUGAACGCCGCGUGUUUUGUGGUGCUGGUGCCGCCGUGUUUGCCGCUCCCGUCGCUCCUGUCACCUCUUCCUGUGGCACCACGGGUCCUUCAGCUUCGUCCACCUCGGCGUCAAUCACCGGCAGAGCGGAAGAUGGAGACGGACGCGUUGGCUCUCGUGGCGGCAGCCCUUGUCGCAGCCAGCCCAGGAGGGGUCCCGGGGGACCAGGCCUCAGCCCUGCUCCAGGCCGCCUCGCUGCUGGCUGGGCGCGGGGCCGCUUCCCCUUCUUCCCGCAGGCGGCGGGAGCAGCGGCGCUCUUCCCGCGGCCCUGUCUUCCGUCCGCCACCUGGUCGCGCUCCUUCGUUCCUGCGCCCUCGUCAGCAACAGGCAUUCCGGCGAACUCAGCGGCAGCCCCCACUCCCUCCGCGCUCGUUCCACCAUCCUGCGUUCCCACCGCCGCCGUCACAACCGCAGUGA